Molecule: messenger RNA, 1114 nt
Organism: Drosophila willistoni
Lineage: Eukaryota; Metazoa; Arthropoda; Insecta; Diptera; Drosophilidae
Product: nitric oxide synthase-interacting protein homolog
Exons: 3
Coding region: 51-1016 (321 amino acids)
Cellular component (GO): nucleus
Molecular function (GO): ubiquitin protein ligase activity
Source: RefSeq, a predicted model, not a curated record
UAAACAUUUGAAAUAAUUUCUUGAGAACUCAAAAGAAACAAAAAUAACAAAUGACGCGUCAUGCCCGUAAUUGUACGGCUGGAGCCGUUUACACGUACAACGAGAAGAAGCGGGAUGCAGCAGAAUCCGGAUACGGGACAAAUGCCCAACGAUUGGGCAAGGAUUCGGUGAAAUCGUUCGAUUGCUGCUCCUUGACACUGCAGCCGUGCCGCAAUCCGGUGGUAACCAAACAAGGCUAUCUCUUUGACAAGGAGGCCAUUCUUCAAUAUAUUGUGACCAAGAAGAAUGAAUAUAGCCGCAAAUUGAAGGAAUAUGAACGUCUGCGGCGUGCCGAGGAGCAGGAACUGCAACAGGAGGCGAAUUGCAAACAACAGGCUAAAAUGGACAAAUUUGUCAACUCUGAGAAACCUACAGCAACGCCAUCAUCCACCUCCACCACGAAAUCAUCAUCAUCAUCUUUGUAUUCCUUCAAAUCGUCAGCCAGGCAAACGGAGUUAGACGAUACGCCUGUUACAUCGCAAUCCAAGGGAAGUGCAAGUGGCUCAUCGUCAAUUUCCAACAUGGCCAAUGGACACGAAAAGAAUUUACCUAGCUUUUGGCUACCCUCGGAGUGCCCCAAUGCUGGCUUAGCCAAGGCUCAGAAGCCAGAUUCUACCAUUUACUGUCCGGUGUCGCAGCAGCCCCUCAAGGUGAAAGAUUUGAUCGACAUCAAAUUCACCCUGCUCAAGGAUGGGGACACAAAGCGUUCACUAAUCGCCAAAGAGGCACGAUACAUGUGUCCCAUUACCCAUGAUGUGCUCAGCAAUGCGGUGCCCUGUGCCGUACUUCGUCCCACCGGCGAUGUCGUCACGCUUGAAUGUGUUGAGAAGCUAAUACGCAAGGAUAUGAUUCAUCCUCUGACCGAUCGUAAGCUCAAGGACAAGGACAUUAUACCCUUGCAAAGGGGCGGCACUGGCUAUGCCAUCACCAAUGAUAAUCUUCAGGCCAAGGAGAAGCGACCGAUGUUACAAGUCUAAAAUCCGAAUUUGCACUCGAUCAUUGAUGUUAGCUAGUUACAUUAAUAUAUUUCUUAUGUUCCAAGUAUAGCCAAUAAACUAAGCCCUCCCUCCCCUUU